Messenger RNA from Trypanosoma conorhini, 2409 nucleotides. RefSeq names its product putative cleavage and polyadenylation specificity factor. Gene Ontology annotation, molecular function: RNA binding. Gene Ontology annotation, biological process: mRNA 3'-end processing by stem-loop binding and cleavage. The coding region runs from base 1 to 2409 and encodes 802 amino acids. The transcript has a single exon. NCBI's taxonomy places the organism in Eukaryota, Euglenozoa, Kinetoplastea, Trypanosomatida, Trypanosomatidae. Gene Ontology annotation, cellular component: mRNA cleavage and polyadenylation specificity factor complex. The record is from RefSeq and is a predicted model, not a curated record.
AUGCUGCGGGCGUCGGCAAGCUCAAUCAAGCUGACGAGCCUGUAUGGGGCACCGACAGGGGAUACGUACCACCCGAGCGCGCCAUUCGCCAGCCUAGUUGAGGUCGAUGGUGUUCGUAUUCUACUGGACUGCGGAUGGAACGAUGAGUUUGAUGUCAGUUUUCUCGAUGCACUGUUGCCGUACUUGGGGGAUGUACAUGCCGUACUCUUUUCGACCCCUGAACUCGUCUCUUGUGGAGCACUCCCCUUCGUGAUGGAGCAUAUUCCACCUGGCACCUGCGUGGCGGCUGCAGGUUCCACGGCCAAGAUGGGCCUUCACGGUGUUCUGCAUCCAUUCCUCUACCUCUUCCCCAACACCAACACCUGGCAGUUGGAAAAAGGUACUGAGUUUGAGCUCACAGUGGAUAAGGUGUACAGUGCGUUUCGAAGCGUGACGGAGCCGUAUGGGGGCAAAGUCACAAUUCGCCAUCGCGAUGCGGAGGUGGAGUGUUAUCCUAUUUUUUCUGGCCGCAUGCUCGGGGGCCAUGGCUGGCUUAUUAAAUAUAAAAUUGACGAGCUUUUUUAUUGCCCCGAUUUCUCGCUAAAGCCCUCCUACGCACUUAAGCGCUUUGUGCCACCGACCACGCCAACUCUUCUUUUUAUUGACGGGUCACCACUGCAUCUAAGCGGUAAUACCGGACGCAAGUACGAGGAGCAGCUGAAUACUUUGAUUCGAGAGAUUUUAGGCACACUUCGUAACGGGAAGGAUGUCUUGAUUCCAGUUUCUGUUGUGGGACGUGGAUUGGAGAUACUCACGAUUGUUACGCACCUGCUUACAGAGAAGGGGGGUGACAAUUACACGGUUGUUUUCGCCUCCGUACAGGCGGCCGAGUUAGUGGCGAAGGCGAGCACCAUGACCGAGGCCCUCGUUGACGAGAUAAUUCUCAGUGAGCGGCAAUUAUUUGCCAAUGUGGUGACCUGCAAAACGGCAGAGGAAGCGUUGAGUGUAGCUGGACCGAAGAUCUGCAUUGCUGACGGUGAGACCCUGGAUUACGGGGUGUCGGCGGAGCUUCUAGAGCACUUUCUACAAUCGGACGCCGACGAGAGAGAGAACUUGAUUGUGCUGCCAGGAACACCAAAGCCACAUACAAAUGCCUUUACCGUGGCUGCCGCAAAUAAAGGGGAUCUUAUUAAUUUGCGUUACACGAGUCGCUCGCCACUUGGGAAGGAGGAAUUGGAGGAGUAUUACCUUCAGCUUGAGUUGGAGUUGGAGGAGCAGCGGAAGACGCUGGAGGGCGGCGCGUAUGAGGUGGCUUCGCUGGAGGAUGAUGCUAGCGAUGACGAGGAGGUUGCCGGUCGCGAGGAGGAAAAACAAACGGGGAAGACACAACAGUGCACACCUGGUCUUGUUCUUCCCUCUUAUAUGAGUUUUGUCUCCAAACAUCUUCAGUUUCCUAUUCUGGAGACGGCAGCGUCAUUAAAUAAUGCCGUGAUUAAAAAGCUGGAUUACUCCUACGGUAUUCCUAUUAGCGAGGAACUGCAGGUGCUUAUGCGUCGAAAGGCCCCCGCGCGGGUUUACAGUGACGAGGGGCCCGAAGGCAUUCAAAUGCAUAAUGAUGCCCAGGCUGAGGCGAAUAUUCCGUCAAAGACGUUUGCAAAUACGGUUGUGGCACGCAAAAAUUCACGCGUGUUCAUGACUGACCUUUCGGGUUUUGCAGAUACCGCUACCAUGCGGAGUCUCUUAAAGUCGCGUUUCAGCUUUGCAAAAAAGAUUGUGCUGAUUCGUGGGACUGUCGAUGACUAUCGUGCGUUGUAUCAGUUUUGUCGUUCGGAGAAGGUCAUGAAGUGCGGGGAGAAUGUGUUUCUUCCGAGGACGCAAGGGGCCCACUUGGAGCUCGCCACGCACGUGUACUCGUAUGAUGUGCAGUUGAACCCAACGUUAGCUAACGCACUUCCCUCUGCUCUACGGCGCGUGAAGGAGUCCGGGUCAGAUGGCUCGUGGGAUGUGGGGUGGGUGGAUGGCGCUCUGGAGAGUUCGUUUGCCUCCCCGGCUCCGGCGAACGACGAGAGGCCGCCGACAAAGCGACUGCGAACCGAGGGAGGCGAUGGUGACAUGCAAGACAUUGUCUUGACCCUGGCUCCUCUCACCAGCGAGAAGGCAGAGGAGUGUGCUCGGGCGCGGGAACGGCGGGGAAUGCAACGCGGCCUAUUUUACGUUGGCGAGGUGGACUUGCACAGACUUCGUGAUGUAGCACGAAGCGAGAUGGGCCUUCGUGGCGAGUUCCAUAAAAAUGCGCCUAUGCUCGUCUUUGAUGCGGGGACGUGUGUUCGCAAGAGCGCCAAUGGGAAUUUUUCAUUGUCCUCGAUGGUGUCGCCAUCUGUCUUUGCACUUCGAAAGGCCGUCUACGGUCAGUUUUCUCAGACACUCUAG